AUAAAAGUAACUGGCAGAGCCAAUGCAAUCAUUCUGCAAAGUAGUCAAAGUCAAAUUACUCAACAAUGGCAACUCUACGAUUUGUGGUGCUCUGCAUUGCACUGUUUGCUGGUGUCGCUAAUGCACAAGGAUAUAGACCAACUGGUCUUCCAAACGGAGCACAGCUUGGUGACAGCUGCACCCCCAGACGACACUCUAUAGCUAAAAGAUGUGGAGAGGCAACUCUUAUUGGGCAAACUGAGACUGAGCUAGGUGAAACAGAUGGAAUCGAAGGACCGAAUGUGUGUCGAGUGUCCAAGAUGUACAUGCAGCAAACACGAGGCUACACAUAUCAAGAGUUUCGCAUCUUUAGAGGCUUUUCUUUUACUGACUGUUUUGUCACUAAUCAAUGCAAUGGUACGAUGGUCAACUUCACCAACAACACUAUUGAUUGCUGUGACGGAUUUGCUCAAGGUGAAUCCAUGGAGUCAGCGGCUGUGGCAGCUGGAGAGAGUUUUGAUUUCAUUAGGAGAUAUAGGAAUCGCAUUUCCUUGAGAACUGAGGGAUGCCCUGUCAUGCUGAGGGAAAACGUUAUGGAUUGUUUGAACGAGCUGGCUCUAAAUGAAUUCCUGACAGAAACUAAUGAACUGCCAGACAUUGUUGAGAGAUUUGAGUCAGAAACUGACCCAAUUACAGUGUUUGCUCUUUCCAACAAAGCAUUUGCAGGUCUGAACGAUAUUACACGAGCUCUGCUGUUCAAUAUAAUUACCAGAGAGACAAUUAUUUCUGCACAUAUCGGAGAAGGAAGUAUUCCAGAGAAUAAAUUGUUCAAUGGCCAGCUGAUACAAACACUAGCCUCCAACGUGUCUCUUCAUAUUGGAAAAACUAGAAAUAGUACUGUCAAGGUAUUCUUCGUGAAUGGAGUGCGGAUUUCUCAACCAAAUGCCUGCCAAGCUCGCAAUGGUGUAGUGCACAUUAUCGAUAAUUUUCUGCCCUUUUCCUCAGACACCAUUAAGGACGUUUUAACUCAGCAGUCUUCUCGUUUCAGCAUUUUUCAGCAACUGGCAGAAAAAGCUGAUAUUGCUGAACUCUUAGAUGUUCCGCAGAAAUCUCAAACUGUUUUUGCCCCUACAAACGAUGCCUUUGAUCCAGGUUUUGUUGAUUGUCUACUUAAAGAUGCCAAUAAAGGAUAUCUUUCUACUUUUGUUCUCCUUCAUAUCUCCUAUCCUGCUGAGUUCACAACCACUCUUUCUGAGCGUAGUUAUGUCCCAACAUUCAUCUCCCGUCUUAAAGUUAACUUAGCCGAAGAAGUAGUGAGGAUUACCAACGCUAAUAUCAUUCCCAACCGUAUUAUCUCUCUUGACGGUACUGACAUCCCUGCUCGUAACGGUGUGAUCCAUGCCAUCCCCGAGAUCAUCCAGACCUUUACCGAUGAACAGUUGGGGCAAAUUUGUCCAGGCAUCACAGCUAUAAUGGAGCUUGUUAUCGAACCUGAGGUCACCCCCGAUCCUGACAGCAUUCCUACUGAUUGAGUCGUGGUCCCUCCUGAGCCUGUGGGUCGCUAAGAACCAGAACAUUGAACUGAUAAUAACUGCAGCAUGCAUGAUUUCUGUAUAUUUUACUUCUUUUGGUUGUAGUUGUGAUACUGAUACAAAAAAUAAUAGUUUAAAGCUGA
Messenger RNA from Halichondria panicea, 1654 nucleotides. RefSeq names its product periostin-like. The coding region runs from base 66 to 1511 and encodes 481 amino acids. Gene Ontology annotation, molecular function: cell adhesion molecule binding. Gene Ontology annotation, biological process: extracellular matrix organization; cell adhesion. The record is from RefSeq and is a predicted model, not a curated record. The transcript is spliced from 5 exons. Gene Ontology annotation, cellular component: extracellular matrix. Lineage: Eukaryota; Metazoa; Porifera; Demospongiae; Suberitida; Halichondriidae.